This is a messenger RNA of Monosiga brevicollis MX1, 2058 nucleotides long. RefSeq lists its product as uncharacterized. The transcript has 12 exons. Lineage: Eukaryota; Choanoflagellata; Craspedida; Salpingoecidae. The record is from RefSeq and is a predicted model, not a curated record. Gene Ontology annotation, molecular function: lipid binding. The coding region runs from base 1 to 2058 and encodes 685 amino acids.
AUGAUCAAGGAAAUGUCCAACAACCCUACGAAACAAGGCCCAAAAAUUCCAAAUACACCUCACCCCCAGCGCCACAUCAUCAUCCCGCGCCGGGCUGCCGUCCUGACCUCAAAUCUCAAUGUUGUCAAGUGUCAGUGUCAGUGUGUGUGUGGGACUUUCUCAUUAAAUUUUACUCUCUCUCUCUCUCUCUCUCUCUCUCUCUUUAUUUCUCUCUUUCUCAAACCGACCAAACCAAUUCAUCUCUCUCUCUCUCUCUCUCUCUCUCUCUCUCUCUCUCUCUCUCUCUCUCUCUCUCUCUCUCUCUCUCUUGCACAUGUAAGACUAUGUACCACCAGCACCUUUCUUAACUCUUUUCCUCUCUCUCAAACUCUCUCAAACUCUCUCAAACUCUCUCAAACUCUCUCAAACUCUCUCAAACUCUCUCAAACUCUCUCUCAUUUUUUUUCUCAAGGAAACGGCAGCGGCAGACCAUUCGUGAUGACCGGUUCAAACAUGCUGACCCUGUUGGGGCUCACGUUCGUGUUGUCUCUGACGACCACCAUGGUCAUGGCCACGGAUGGCAACCCGGGUUUUCGAGUUUGCUUGACCAACAAGGGCAUGGACUAUGCCCGCGAGGUUGAGAUGCCCAUUCUCGCUCAGGAGCUGCAGUCCCUGACCAUCCCUGACAUCUCUGGCAGUGCUAAAUCCCCUGUUGGACACAUUGAUUACGACAUUUCCAACAUCAAGGCUAGCACCGUCAACCUUGGUACCUCAGCCAUCGACUCCCAGACGGACGGCAUUCACCUUGACCUGAACUCGGCCACCAUUGGCCUAACCGCCCACUGGCACUACCGAGAGCAUUCGUGGCCCCACGUCUCCGACUCGGGCUCUGUUGAUAUUUCGGCCGAAGACAUUAGCAUCAACCUUGUCCUGGACGUUGGCAUGAGCAGCAGUCAUGAGCCCACCAUCAGCAUCCCCAGCUGCUCGGGUGGCGUGCACAAGAUUGACCUCAAGUUCCACGGCGGUGCUUCCUGGCUCUACAACCUCUUCACCGGCCUCAUCGGUGACACGGUCAAGGAUGCACUCAACAAGGAGCUUUGCAGCGAGAUUCAAAAGGAGCUGGUUGAGACGGGUAACAAACUUUUGUCCACUUUGCCCACCACGGUGGAUUUGGAUGAUUAUGCCGAAAUCAACUUUGAGCUCAUCCAGGCCCCCAACACCACCUCGACCUAUCUUCUUACCUCCCAUCGCGGUGCCUUUGUUACCAAAUCCCAUAAUACCACCCUGCCCCCUUUCAACGCCGCUCCUGUUCCCUACCCCUCAAACGUGACCCGCAUGUUCUACUUGUUCAUCGAUGAGUACCUGGCUCGCUCGGCUGGCUGGGCCUAUCAGCAGGCCGGAUAUUUGCAGUGGGUCAUCACCAACAACGAUGUGCCUUCUGGAUUUCCCGUUCAACUGACCACUGCCAGCUUGGGUCAGCUCGUCCCGGGCCUCCUCAACGUUUGCGCCAACUGCACGAUGGACAUGCACCUGGCCGCCAUCGAAGACCCCCUUGCCAUCCAAAUCAACGCCUCCACCGGCCUGGAUCUUGUCCUUACCUUUAACAUCUCCACAUACAUCAAUCCCCCGGCGGGAACCAAUGGCACCGACAAGUUUGCUUUCGCGCUUCAAGCCCGCAUUUUCGGUGACGGCACCGUCCACCUCUACACCAACCAGGACACGGAGUACAUUGGCGCGAACAUCAGCUUUGUCAAGGUUGACCUUGCUGUCGUUGACAGCGCCGUGGGCAACAUUGACCCCUCCCUUCUCCAAGAUGUCAUGAACGUCUUCUGCCAGGAAGUCAUCGUGCCCCAGCUGAACAAGCACAUCACGCAAGGCUUUCCCAUUCCCACAGUCAAUGGUCUUACCUUUGUGGGCCCUGAGACAUGGCUGCACAAGGGAACCACAACCACCAAUACUAUGCACACAAACCCUCACUCGCCGCGUUUCGGGACAACCAUCCCAUGUGCACAUCAGAUUGUCUUUGGUGACGGCUAUGUGCGUAUCGACACGGACAUUAGCUAUACUCCCUCCGCCUAA